GUCCUUUAAGUGGAGAACACAUUAAUCUGUCAUGGGCUGAUUUUUUUCUCUCUCCCUUUUAUUCCUUCUCCGCUCCUCUGUUCACUCACAUACACACACUCACUCACUCACACACACAUAACUGAACAUCGUCAAUGGUCUGCUGGAUCUGAACCACGCAGAGUUGUGUUACAAGAUGGGAAAUACUCCUUCUCAAGAAACGUGCCUCCUGCCUGCUGAGCCACAGAGCAGCAUUGCUAUUGGAAGUUGCGAAGGAGUAUGUGACCCCCUCGCCCACUUACCUGGCUGGAGCACAUGGAACAGAGAUUUCUCCAUGACUCCUCUGAAACUUGGAUCAUACAAGUACAAAACCACCUAUAACCACCCACCUGUUACACAAGAUUCGGAUAAAUCCAGCUCACACAUGAUCUCUGCAGAUGAUGCCGAAUACCCCAGGGAGUACAGGACCCUGGGCAAUGGAACCCGACGCUUUUCCAACGUGGGCCUUGUACAUACCUCGGAGAGGCGGCACACGGUGAUCGCUGCACAAAGCCUGGAGGCUCUGACAGGCAUGCAGAAGUCAGACAUGGAAAGGAAGAGGGAGGCUUUCCUGGAUCACCUCAAGCACAAGUACCCGCACCAUGCCACAGCUAUCCGUGGGCAGCAGGAACGGCUUCGAGAACAGCAGGGCUUUGAAGCUUGGAGUGCCUGCGAGUUCAGGGACGGAGGGAACAAGAUUGAGGCAAAGUCAAACUAUUGGAGUUUCAAGCCGACCAGGAGAGGAGACCUCCACCUCAUCAACCCCGAAAAAAGAGCAAAGACUCGGAGUCCCAGACAUUCCCAGAGCCAGCAGUCUGGACUGGCAGACCAGGCAGCCAAGUUACCGUUUGCGUCGGCAGAGUCCUUGGAAACCAUGUCUGAGGCUGAAGUCCCGAUUGGUUUUACCCGGUCCAACCGUUUCAGACAGAGCCUGCCCCUGUCCAGGUCCACCAGCCAAACCAAGCUCCGCUCACCAGGGGUGCUGUUCUUGCAGUUUGGUGAUGAAACCAGACGUGUCCACGUCACACACGAAAUCGGCAGCCUGGACACCCUGCAUGCUCUGAUUGUUCAUAUGUUCCCUCAGAAACUCACAAUGGGAAUGCUGAAGUCACCAAACACUGCAAUCCUCAUCAAGGAUGAGACGAGAAAUGUCUUUUAUGAACUGGAAGAUGUAAGGGAUAUCAAAGAACGAAGUAUAAUAAAAAUUUUCAGGAAAGAUCCUGUCUAUGCACCAUAUCCUUCCCAUGCUUCCCAUAUCGCCAAUGGAGAUCUGAGAAGGGAGAUGGUUUAUACAUCGAGGGAAUCUUCUCCUUCCCGUCGCCUGAGCAGCGUGGCUGCUAGUUCUCCGCACCUGGUACCAGGUUCCCCAGGCCCGGGGCUACCAUCCUCAUCCCCUUCCCGCUCCCGGAUGUCGUACAGUGGCGGCCGUCCACCGUCCUACACCGGGAGCCCGGUGCACCAUCCCGAGCGCCUGGGCGGCAUGCCGCCAUCACAGCCCAUCUCACCCAGCCCGAGUGCCAUCUUGGAGCGGAGAGAUGUGAAGCCAGACGAAGACAUGAGCAACAAGAACGUGGUUCUGAUGAAGAACGAGGGCUUGUAUGCCGAGCCGUACGCCAUGAUGGCAGACGGGCGCCUCAGCAUCGCAUCCACGCAGUCUCUGGCGGGAAUGCAGGACCCUUUCUCUUUCCCGGGAGGUCUUUACCGCCGAGGCUCCAUGAGAUCGCUCAGCACUUACUCAGCCACUGGGCUGCAGUCUGACCUCGAGGACGCUUUUUACAAACCGAGCGCCCAGAUCUACAGCGAUGGUUAUGGCGCGGGUCUGGGCUACCGCAUGCCCCCUUCAUCCCCUCAGAAAAUGGGCGACAUCCAGCAGGGCCAGACCCCACACAGCCCAUACUCGGGGCCGCCCAGCAGGUCCUCCCCGGUGCGGCAAUCGUUCCGCAAGGAGCCGGGAUCUGCCGUCGUGAUGGAGAGCACAGUGACAAAGCCCAGGAAUGUCAAUUCCGCUGCCACCACAGAAGCUCUUCCAGGGCCCAGCGAAAGGACAGGGGCAAGUGAGAGGCCAGCAUCUGGGUACAGCUCCCCAUUGGCUGUUAAUGACCCAGAAACAAGAGAACGGAUGGAAGCCAUGGAGAAGCAGAUAGCCAGUUUGACAGGAUUGGUACAAAAUGCACUUUUACGAGGGAAUGAAGGGGAACCUGCCAGCGAUAAAUCCGAAUCAAUAAACGGGAGCUCAGGCACUGGAACUCUUAGCCCCUCUGUGCGCAGCACUGUGACCAGCUCAGCAGCAGCACCGACAUCUAUCAGCCACCCCACUGCCAUUACCAGGCUCCAGAUGCAGCUCCAUCUCCAUGACCUCCAGCAAAACGCCGGCGAUCUGCGCAACCAACUCCAGCAGCUCCGUAAACUCCAGGUCCAAAGCCAAGACACCAUGAAGAACAUGAUGAAACGUCUGGAGUCAGAGAUAAGUAUCAGGGUGACAGAAACUCUGAGGAAGCAGGAGGACCCUCUCCAUCGCCAGCGUGCUCUGGUAGAGGAGGAGAGACAGAAGUAUCUGAAUGAUGAAGAGAUGAUUGUACAGCAGCUGAAUGACUUGGAGAAGUCGGUGGAUGAUUUACAACGAGACUCAAACCUGAAUCAGAAGCUGAUUACAAUGCAGGAACUGGAGGAGAAGGCUCUUGUCUUACAUCAGUUGGGAGAGACCCUCACCGAACUGAAGGCUCAGUUCCCCAGCCUGCAGAGUAAAAUGCGGGUGAUUCUCCGCGUGGAGGUGGAAGCAGUCAAGUUCCUGAAAGAGGAGCCUCACAGGUUGGAUAUCCUGUUGAAGCGAUGUAAAACUGUCACCGAUGCCCUUGCCACAUUGAAAAGCUGUUCACCUUCCAACUCGGCCUAUUCCACAGAUACCUGCCACAAGCGGUUCAGCAGACCCACGAGUGAGACUCUGAUGAAAGGAAUUGAGGAAGUGACUGCCCAAUUGCCAAAGCACUCAAGCGCUGAAUCAUAUUCCCGGAAUUCCGAAUUUGAAAUCCCGACCAGCCCACCCUUGAAUUUCCAGGAACAGCACACGGCUGGGGUGAAAAUCUGGCAGAACCACAAUCCCACCUUGGCCCAGCUUGCCCAGAAUUCCCCAGCUCAUGCUGCUCCUUCCCAGAAUCCAUCAGGAAUGGGCCAGGGGGUCGUAACCCACAGCAACUCAUUGGAGGAGGCUCCAGUAACACCAAGCAAGAGGAACAUGGACCAAACUAUCUCUGUGGAAGCAGCAGAGAGGGACUGGGAAGAGAAACGAGCCAGUUUGACUCAGUUCAGUAACAAAGACAUUAACCGUCUCCUCGAAGAGACACAAGCCCAGCUGAUGAAAGCAAUCCCUGAUCUAGGAUUUGCCAAUAAACCAAAAACGGUCACCAUGUCAACAGCGGAGUCGAAGCAGGCAAAACCUCAGCACCCACAGAAAUCUGUGGCAAAGAUGGAUCCCAAUGGGCGAAGACACUCAGAGGAGCUGACAGUCCACAGAUAUCGAACAGAGAAACCCUCCAAGUCUCCCCCUCCACCACCUCCGCGACGCAGUUUCCCAUCAUCCCACGGGCUGACCACUGGAAGAACUGGGGAGGUCAUCGUUACCAACAAAAAAGAAUCAACCCUCAAGAAGGCUGACUCUGAUGAGACUGAUGGACCGAGACCACAUGUCAAACUCAGAAGGACCAUGUCUGAGGCCAAGCCUCCCUCAACACCACCACCGAUUGUAGCAUCAGCUGUGCGAGAUGAUGAAGAUGAAGAGGAUAGGAUCAUGGCUGAAUUGGAGGUUUUUCAGAGAAGCUCUGUGCCUUUCACAGGCUCAAACGACCAGGGGAUGGCAGCUUUCCCCACUCCAGAUCUCAGACCUUGCAGGGUUUCCCUACCAAGCGCAGGACUGAAGAAUUCAGCUGGCAUCCCGAAUCCUGAAGAAUCGGAAGCCUCAGAGAAUAUCCUUCCUGUUAACCUGGCCACUGAGUGGGAAAUAGACGCCCCAUGUUCCCCCAGCCCAUUACAGCUCUCUCAGAUUGUAUUGACUGAGCUAACAUCUUGUACUGAUGCUGUUGAAGUGACGGAGCAAGUGUCUGCUGAGGGAACAGCAUCAACAGAUACACAUCAAAAGGCGGGUGACCGCAGCACGCAGAAUGGAGAAAUAGCCAGAAGAGACUUAGGCUCUGUACCUCCACGAGGUCAACUGGUUGUGCCCAGUUCUGAGGCCUGGACACAGUUUGUACCAUCUACAAUUGUGUUGGAAGAGUUCAUGAUGGUAGAAGCUGCCCUGCCAAAACCUGACCACGCUCAAUCCCAAUCCCCUCCUCCGGAUGAGGAAAACUCCAAGGCAAAAGAAAUCCCAGAAGAGAUUCUGGAAAACCCUACGGCUGAGAUUUCCAUGGACUGCACUGAGGAAACAUCCUGCAUUGGAGAUGCUGAAGAAAAUGUGGCUUUCAUAAUAACAGAGAAACAGAUCCAAGCUUUAUCCCAAAGGGAAGUCCAAGAAAUUGUGAGUGAGAAAGGUGAGGGUAUACACACCUGGAAUGUUUCUUCCGCAAACGACAGAAACUCUGAAGAUCCAUCUCUGGACUCUUCACAAGCUCAAAUGGAGGAGAAAGCAUCCCUCGUCUCAUUGGACAGUAAGCCAGUAGUUGUCAUAUUUGAAGAACCCAUGGACAUUAAAACAGCUUACAAGAGAUUAUCAACGGUAUUUGAAGAAUAUGAUGAAGAAUUUCAAACAGUAUUGAGAGAAAAAGACUCCAGUCAAGAAACACAAACAUUUUCAAUCCCAUUUGAGGAGCAAAUGGCAACUUUGAUGUUGAAUGCAGUUUCUGAAGGAGUCAAUGAGGCUUCCAAGUCAGAAACGACUGACUGUACACCUUUGAGUGAGUCAGAAGGAGAUCCGAAACAUGAUGAUAACGCAGCUUCAGAAGAGAAACCUUUACAUUCUGUUCCAAAUGUUACAUCCCCAGAGGCUGUACAAUGGAGAAACGGCAACUCUAAGAAUCUUAAGAUUCGGUUUCCCGAGCAACGGCUGAACGCGUUGACCAAAGCCAUCGACUCAGGUUCACAAACUGGACGGAAAUCUUUACAAGUGGUUGUUUAUGAAGAGGAGGAAAAGAUAGACAAAGUAACGGGUGAAAAGCAAAUGGAGGUGAAGAAGUACGAGCUCAACCAGAUCGAGCAGAACAAGGGCAGAUCAUCAAAAACACAAAACACAAGCACAGCCUUUGCCAGAACAGAGGAAAUCAAAAACAGUGCUUACAAAACGAUGGACAGUCUAGAGGAAACCAUCAGAGAACUGGAGUCAACCAUCACCCAAAUCAGCCGAGACCCAAGCAGUGACUUCAUCUUUACCAGAGAAUUGCUCAGUGGUCCCAGUGUCGGUGAGCCCAGAGAACAGCUGAUGGAUGAGUCCACGUGCCCCACUGCUUACCAGCCUGAUGUGCUUGAAAUGGAAGAAGAUGCGCCACACCUGAUGGACCAACCGCCCAGCUCGACAAGGAGCACGUCUCCAAGUUCGAGAGUCAAACUGCCCCUGCUCCCAAAGCCCCAGCUCCCACUGGCAGAAACUGGCAGCAGCUCCUCACUGCAAAGCCGCAUUGCAAUUCCAGCUGCUCCAAAACUCAAGCAACCACACAGCAGCAGCGAGAAACAGAAACAUAACAAACAGCGGGAAGAGUAUCUGAGACUACAGAGCCAACAGGGCACUCAGCAGUAAUGCCCAGUACUUGCCCCCUUCAGUCUUCUCAUCCUGUAACAAUUAUGGGACUUUUCUGCUUAAGGACCAAAGGCUUGGCAGGUCUUCCCCCAACAACCACCCCCCCCCCCCCCCGCGCCCCCCCAGCCCCCGACCUCCCUGACCAGAACGCCUCUAGAAAUCUGUGCCGAGGGCUCUUUGCAGGGCCUCUGACUGCCAGUGGGGCUAAUAAAAGAACUUUGGUGAUACUGCUGCUAAGGACCUUGUCCUGCUUCCAGUUUCUGGCAUAGGUCCCCUUCCUAUUUCAGCCAGUUUCCCCAAUAUUUUAACUAACCUGUGCUGAAAAAUCUUUCCUUAUCCAGAAGCCGGUAUCACUCCUGCCCAGUCUCCAGCCUCCCUGCUAUUGCUUGCUUUAAUUCCUGACACUAAACGCACAGUUAUUGAUGCUAGUGAUUCCCAGCAAACUCUCCACCUCCAGCUCCCGUGACCCCCCCCCCCAAACCCCGUCAUCCCAAAAUGUCUUGCUUUGCUCCUUUAGCUGCUGCUGCCAUUUGCGCUGAUUCGCUGCAGCUUUGGAGUCUCUAAAGAGCUUUCAUUUCACCGGCUUCAAGCAACGUGAUCUUCUCUGCAGUCACCACUCCUUUUCCCAGUCCCCCACUGUCCCAUUUCCUCCUCCCCUCUCCCUCCCUUCCCCAGUCCGUGUCCAAUCAAGGGGACUGUGAGAAGAGGAUGAUGGACAGUAUGCAUCGUGGAGCUCCAGUGUUCCUGCUCUCAGUCACCAUCUGCUAAUCCAUCACCUGCUUUGACCCAGAAUACAAACUGGUCUCCGAGCUGUAGUGUGCCAGCUUGUAUGUUAAUAGUGGAAACAGCACAAGUGAUUGAUAGAUAUAUCACAGUAGAAUAGAUGUGAAAAUGAUGAAAUAUUUUGUAAAAAAUAAAAACCAAAAAAACUUCUCAUCCUGUCCCUCUCUUUCUAAAUUUAGUCUCUAUAUCUUCUUUUACACUUUAUCACAUAAAUUCAGGUCCACAAUCUCGAUUACACAGCAGCACUGAGCAACUGUUCCAUUCAUGUUCUGCCGUGCAGUCACUGGCUGAUACAUUCCAAACCAAUUGGUUAUCUCACUGAUUAUAUCGAAUGCUCUGAUUUGGGUGGAAUAUUGGCAGCUUGAACUUUGCAUUGGUUCUUGGAAUGUCAGUCCACGUGCAAGGAGGGGCAGAUGGUCCCUUCACCUGUGGUCUCCAUAUGUAUUGGUACAACAUUGUUUUACUGCCCCAAGAACCUCCCAUCCCUGUAAGAUACUCGCCAACUGCAUCCGUAACUUGCCACUGACCUUGUUCCUUCCACCAGCCUGUGGUCUCAGUUUUCAUUCUACAUUUUAAAGGUGGCUCCUGAUCACCCUAAUCUUGUAACCAUUUUUAAAAGUUUUACUUUCGAAAUUAACUAUGAGCACUAUAUUACAACAGAAUAAAAGUUCAACUCUGACAAGCUCAGCAAUGCUACGUAGGGCGUAAAUGUGAUAAUGUGAAGUUUUCCUGUCAGUUUCUUACACAUCCAGCUUUCUACCCAUUCCCUCUCUCUUGCUGUGUCUCUCUCUUUUGCUCCCUUCUCACCUUCUCUGCUCACUCACUGUUUACCUGAAUACUCACUCAGUUGCUUUAACACAGUACAGCUCUGAAACACAGUUUGUACUUGAUGCUGAUUGAAUACUAGCCCGUAGAAUGGUCCAGUGGGUGAAACACUAUGAACUGGAAAACUUUACCUUAAAAUAAAUAAAAUAAAUUAAAUCCACAAGAAGAAAUAAUAUUUAUGAAAGCACAGGAUUUGAAAAUAGAGAAUAUGAAGAAUGAUUUAUUUCUGUUAAAUCAAUAUCUAGAGCUGCAGAUUAUAUAUAUAUAUAUAUAUACAUAUAUAUCACUGGCAGAAUCAUGUGUUCACUUAUUCUUUUUGUAUAUUGUCUUAAAUGGCUUUUUUGUACAAAGAAUAGUAUUCAUAAAGCAAUUAAUUGGAAUUGCAGGAAGUUUCUUUACAUUUUAAGUGAAGUCUUUUAACACUUUGUAUUAAGUUUAUGUGAGUAUUGACUCUCCUUUGGUGUAUGACUAUUUGUGUUUGAAUGUAAUUGAAGAGGGAUGAGUUUGGUUUGGAUGUGAUUAGCUCCCAUUUUAUAAUUGAGCACACUCUCGGUUGGACUUCCUUAAUACAAUCUCACAGGGGCCAGCUCUUUCUUAAUGUGGGAGUUAAGCUCUGACUGUUACACAGGCUUUCCCCCCCGCCCCCCCCCGCCCCACCCCCGAUUCCAUUUAAAACUUCUGCCUCAAAACAGGGGAAAGAUUUUUCUGUUAUUAAAACUUUUUAUAGUGUUUUAUAAAGUUGGGGGGUGGGGUCCUGGUAUUUGUUUUGCUGUUGGUGGGCAACCUGCACUCAGUACUUCACAAGCUGUGGGCUUUUACUGAAGGCUUGACUGGAGAGCAGCUUUCAAAAAUUUGUUGAUUUGUUCAUUUUUAGGAAGUGCCAACAGUCAUUCAGUCAUUCCCCUCACUGUCCCUGUGUAUGGUAAUAUUGAAGUCCUGCUCACUUUCUUAAUGGGAAUUAAUACAAAAAUUGUUUUGUUACUUGGUGAGCAUUAAUUCCCUUCCAAAUGUGUUCAGCCCUGUUUGAGAACGGUGUAACGACCAAAGUGAACUAAAUCUGCAACAGGACCUCCAAGAAUAAUGACCCGACAUUUCAAAUAAUUUCGUAAGAAACCCUGUUAGUUUGGGGAGAGAAAAAUAGAAUCCUCACUUCUUGAGGAUUUAGUUUCUUCAUCAAAUGGUUCCAAAUCUCCACUGUACAAAGUGACACCAGGUCAGGAAGCAGAUUGAAGCAUCUGUGUUCCGAAAGAUAUGCUUGGUCAAGAGGAGCGACAGGCUAUGGGAUACUUUUCACUUCGUCCUACCACGUCAUUUUAGAAACACCAGAAACAACGCUUUCCCUUCAGAAGUCAUCUUUUACUUUCUCCCAUUAACAUACCUCCCACAGAGCUAUGCUCUUUCCAUCCAGAGUAUCAGGGAUUUCCCUUUGGCUAAUGGUAAGUUGUGUGGCUCUAGAAGCUGAAGGCCAGUAACUACUGGUGAUGAACUCGGAGAGGCAAGGUGUCUCUCUGUACGAACCUGAGGAUAUUAUGUUGAGGAUAAAGUAUUUCAUUUCCCAGCAUUGACACUUUCAGCAUGAUACAACACGUUCACCUCCCCACCCUUCCCACUCCAAGAGAAUACUUUCUAUUUCAAAAAAAUGAGAACUGUUAAUAUUUUACUUAAAAUGAUUGAAUUAGUCAAUCAAAUGCCAGCCAGUAAUUAUGUCGUUGAGAUCCUCACAAGAUUCCCCUCAUCUCGCACGGAAACAGGAAAAAACAUGCAAAUCUCUUCACCAUCGGAGAAGAUUACAGUCAACAAACUGUAGGAGCACCAAACAUUCCCUUCAAAAUUAUUGUUGAAAAAGAAUUACUUUUAAAUUUCAGCCAAAAUAUGCUGGAAAUAUCUAUUCUGAAUUUUGGUCUUUUCCAGUUUGAUUAAAAGGCGGUGAUUGUCUUGAGAUGUAUCAAAUGUGUGUGUUUAGAAGAAAACAUUUAAAAAGUUCUAUUUAAACAAAAUGUAUAAGUGAAAAAAUACAAGAUGCCUUUUUUAAGCUUUUUUUAACAUGUGUGACAUUUUUCAUAGUCUCCUGAAGGAUAUGUCAGUAAUCAUAUAAAACAUGAACUUCACCUUAUUCCUGCUUUUAAAUAAUAAAGCGUUCCAAUUAUGCAUGUAUAUGCUAAGAAAUUGCACGAUGCAUCUAGAUUAGUGUCUGUAUGUAUGUGAAUCUUAACAUAAAGAAUUUGUGAAAAUCUGGAUACAAUAGGAACACCUUUUGUUUAGACUGUGAAUUUUUUUUUCCUCUGCUGCAUGGGGCUUUACUGUUCGGUCAGUAAAAGCUGUAAUUGAUUAUUGUAUUAAACAUAUCUACAGAGUUUUUGUAAACUGGGAUCUUCCAUUUGUAGAGUUAGUGAGAUGUGUACUGAAAGUCGAUGCCAUGACAAUCCGUAAUUAAUGUGGUUUCUGUGAAGAGAUUAAAUAAAGGGAUUGCAUUUUUGUAAGAGUA
Messenger RNA from Stegostoma tigrinum, 9833 nucleotides. RefSeq names its product SRC kinase signaling inhibitor 1a (gene srcin1a). Gene Ontology annotation, biological process: regulation of dendritic spine morphogenesis. Gene Ontology annotation, cellular component: actin cytoskeleton; postsynaptic density; cytoplasm. Lineage: Eukaryota; Metazoa; Chordata; Chondrichthyes; Orectolobiformes; Stegostomatidae. The record is from RefSeq and is a predicted model, not a curated record. The coding region runs from base 176 to 5740 and encodes 1854 amino acids. The transcript has 27 exons.